This is a messenger RNA of Sclerotinia sclerotiorum 1980 UF-70, 225 nucleotides long. RefSeq lists its product with no specific name. The transcript has 2 exons. The record is from RefSeq and is a predicted model, not a curated record. NCBI's taxonomy places the organism in Eukaryota, Fungi, Ascomycota, Leotiomycetes, Helotiales, Sclerotiniaceae. Bases 1 to 225 code for a protein of 74 amino acids.
AUGAACCAAUCAAUUCGCGUCACACCACAUUGUACAUAUUCGGGUGCUGUGGUGAAAACCGCAUUGGGUGAUCAAAAGAUCGCCCUGAACCGCGAGCAUAAGCGGUAUCAAAAUCCUGCUAUAGCAUCGUGUCAACAUAUUCGUGCAUUACUUGAUAUUGUCGGCGAAAGAGACCAUAACUUAGAAAUUGAUGAGACCGAACCUCUCAGUCUUAUCCUUGAAUGA